This is a messenger RNA of Liolophura sinensis, 1410 nucleotides long. RefSeq names its product synaptotagmin-15-like. NCBI's taxonomy places the organism in Eukaryota, Metazoa, Mollusca, Polyplacophora, Chitonida, Chitonidae. The record is from RefSeq and is a predicted model, not a curated record. Gene Ontology annotation, biological process: calcium-ion regulated exocytosis. The coding region runs from base 1 to 1008 and encodes 335 amino acids. Gene Ontology annotation, cellular component: plasma membrane; exocytic vesicle. The transcript is spliced from 6 exons. Gene Ontology annotation, molecular function: SNARE binding; calcium ion binding; calcium-dependent phospholipid binding.
AUGCUGAAGAAUGUUUUUAGUCAACUAGACCCAUCAGUCGUCCAUCACGGAGGGGUUGACAGUGGAAGGGUGGAGUUGUCACUGAAGUUUAUUGCAUCCAAAUCACUGCUGCUGCUUAGGGUUGAGUGCUGUGAGGACUUGAGAAGUCGAGAUAUCCGCUCCAAAGCCUGUAACCCUUAUGUAAAGCUGUGGCUUAUACCAGACACUGACCAUCAGGGCGAGAAGCACACAGAGACUUCCCCUCUCACCUGCAAUCCUGUGUACAAGGAACUGUUUGCUUUCAAGCUGUCACCUGAACUUCUCCAGACCACGCAGAUAUUCCUGGAGGUUUGGGAUCAGGAUGUCAAUGAGAGAGAUGAGUUUCUGGGACAGUCAUUAGUCCAUUUGAGCGACCAUGACCUAGACAAUGGCUGUUAUAGCACCAUAAAGCAAUGUGAUUUACAAGGAAAUUUAUUUUUUUGUGAAAGUGUUGCCUCUACUAAUAGAAAUAAAGUUUAUUUAUUCUUCCAAAGGAAGAUAAAUAAAAAAAUGUUUUAUAAACCAAGUUUUAUUGAGAUUUCCCUGUUUAUAAUGAAUAUAAGAUCUGAUAUUAAAUUUCAGAUGAAAUCUGGAACAACCAACAUUGUCUUGGAUGAGACAUUCCAGUGUAAGGUACCAAGCAAGGACUUUAGCAAAAGAUUUAUCUUAUUUGAGGUCAUUGAGCUGUCUGGCACAGCAGAGAAAUCUUUGGGCCAGGUCGUAGUCCCUCUAGGAGAAUUUGAACCUGAACACCCAUUCUGUGAUAAGUUCCCUCUGGAAGACCUUACAAACUCUGACUUAUUUCAAGAAAAGCUUGCCCAAGAUCCAGCCACCCAAGAACUUCGAGGGGCACUCCAGGCUCAUGCCAUGGUGGCCAAUCCAUCAUUCAUCUUCCAGAAACCCAAAGGGAACAAGAUCAUCACUUUGACAGCCAGAAAAGCAGGUAGCCAGGCCAGGAUUAGAAUUCAAGAUGGAGUUCCUGUCUACUGAUGUCUAAUAAAAUCAUCUGUUAGAGAUACAUGUUCUUAAUAUGGAAGUUUUUUUGAAUUCCACAAAACACAAAGCAAUAACUAUUCUUAGAGUGAUUAAUAAUCAAGAUUGUUGCAUCUUUUGAUGUGUAUAAUUCACCAAAUUAACACAAAUAUUUUGUACAGAUUGUGUUAAGCAUACUUUACAUGAGUUUUUUACAUCUUUUAAAAGAAGUUUAUUUAUAUCAUUUAUUUAUACAAGUAUUGUUUCAACGGCUUUACUGUAUGAUCUGUGAUAAAAGUGGAGAUAAUUCCAUUUUGGAGGCAAAUGGACACAUUUGGUAACAUCUUCAUGGCUGUGACGUGUUCAUCACUGUUUUGCAUACAGUCACUUUAAUGCAAGAAUAAACAUACUGUAGCUUUU